Molecule: messenger RNA, 2856 nt
Organism: Fundulus heteroclitus (mummichog)
Lineage: Eukaryota; Metazoa; Chordata; Actinopteri; Cyprinodontiformes; Fundulidae
Product: taste receptor type 1 member 2-like
Exons: 6
Coding region: 1-2460 (819 amino acids)
Biological process (GO): G protein-coupled receptor signaling pathway
Cellular component (GO): membrane
Molecular function (GO): G protein-coupled receptor activity
Source: RefSeq, a predicted model, not a curated record
AUGAACGGGAUUCUAGCUCAAGUGUGUUUGCUGGGAUAUCUGCUGCAGGCCCUGACUGAACCCGCCCCAGCAUCAGAGUUUGUUUUGGACGGAGAUUUUUUUCUUGGUGGACUUUUUGACAUUCAUCAAGUCAGUGGCGGUCUUUCUCAGGACAGACCAGAGGCUUUCGCUUGCUCAAGUCAGCCUUUUAUUCUAUCAAGUUAUCGGAGAUUUCAGAUGAUGAGGUUCUCUAUAGAGGAAAUCAAUAACUCUACUAACUUGCUGCCAAAUGUAACUCUAGGCUAUAAAAUAUUUGACCACUGCUCAGACAGACACAAUUUUCCAGAUGUUUUCAAUCUCAUCUCUGUGAAUGGUUUCAUCAAACCCUGGAAUGAAUCCCCCAAGAAUACCUCAAGAAUGAUCGCAGUGGUUGGCACUUAUACAAGCACGGCGACGCUGAGUUUUGCCCCGCUCUUGAUGAAGGAUCUCAUUCCCCUGGUCAGCUAUGGUGCUUCUAGUUCUGUCUUUUCAAGGAAGUGUCAAUUUCCAUCUUUUUUAAGAACAAUACAUCCAAACAAAGAUGUUAUAAAGGUUAUUCUGAUGAUUCUGAAAGAAUUUGACUGCCGCUGGGUCUCCUUCCUACACAUUGACGACGAAUACGGCAGAGAUGGCCUGGACUUAUUUAUCAAGAGCAUUUCUGAUACUGAAAUCUGUCUGGCAUACAGAAACAGCCUUGAUACUUACACGGAUUACACAAAAAUUUUCCAACUAAUGAACUCUCUUAGGGUAAAUGUCACAAUUGUUUUUGCACCAGAAUGGACUGCUGAAGCUCUCAUUAAGGCCGCCAUAAAGCACAACAUCAUCAACAAAGUGUGGAUAGCUGUGGAUGCCUGGUCCUUACACAAAAUGCUUCCCAAAGAAAAUGGAAUAAGAAAAAUCGGAACCGUAGUUGGAAUUGCUGAGCCAGUAAUCCCAAUUCCAGAUUUCAAUGAUUUCAUCUAUUCUUUGGAAGCCCGGUAUCAGCAGGAAGAUGCAAACAAAGGAAAGGUCUGUAAUCAGAUCUGCAACUGCACCAAUGUGACAGCCCAAGAUAUCAUCAAUGCAGAUCCAUCUUUCUCCUUUUCUGUUUACGCUGCUGUGUAUGCCAUCGGCCAUGCGUUACAUGCUGUGUUGCAAUGUGGAGUGGACAGCUGUAACAUCAGCGUACCGGUACACCCGCACAUGAUUUUAACAGAGCUGAGGAGAUCAAAUUUUUCACUUCUAAACCAGAGGGUUCAGUUUGAUGAAAAUGGGGACCCCAAGUAUGGAUCAUAUUCAAUAGUUUUCUGGAACGAAAGUGGUGAGGCAGAGGAGGUUGGCUUUUACAGUUUCCCUCCAUCAUUCCAGUUCUUCAUCAACAAGAGCAAAAUCAAGUGGCAUGAAAAUGGGGAGGUGCCCGUGUCAUUUUGUUCCCCUGAGUGUUCAGAAGGGUUUGCAAAAAAGCAAGAAGGAACUCACAAGUGCUGCUUCAAUUGUACUAUUUGUCAAACAGGAACUUAUAUUAAUAGUACAGCGAAUCCUUACGACUGCAUCGACUGUAAGGAGACAGAGUGGUCUGAAGCAGGAAGUACUUCAUGCAAUCUGCGGCGGGAGGAGUACACAACUUUCUCACACGGUGGAGCUGUGGUGAUCAUCGUCGGAACUUGGAUCUUUGUGUGCCUCACCGUAGCUGUAUCUGUUCUCUUCAUACGCAAUUACAAGUCACCUGUUGCAAAAUCUGCUGGAGGGCCGAUGUGCUUCCUAAUUUUAGCAUGCCUAAGUCUGUCGAGUAUAAGUGUGUUCUUUAACUUUGGUAAGCCCACACCUGCUUCUUGUGUCUUGAGGUAUUUCCCAUUUUUGCUUUUCUUUACUAUUUGCAUUGCAUGCUUUUUAGUACGCUCAUUUCAAAUUGUUUAUGUUUUUAAAAUGGCUUCCAAGUACCCCAUCCUUCUCAACUGGUGGAUGAAAUACCACGGGCAAUGGUUGGUCAUCAUAGUAAUAUUUGUCAUUCAAGCAAGCUUACUCGUCCAUGGAUAUUCCUCUGCACCCCCAAAGCCUGGCAAUAUUACAUUUCCAGACUCAAAAACAGUCACACUUAUUUGUGAUCAAAAUGUUCAAGCUAUGUCUGGGUUUCUGAUCCUAUUUUCAGUCUUGUGUUUUCUUUGCUUUAUUUUCUCCUACAUGGGAAAAGAUCUGCCAAAGAAUUACAAUGAGGCCAAAUCGAUAACAUUCUGCCUCCUGCAGCUGGUCAUUAUCUGGAUCAUAUACGCCACUACACACUUGCUUUACCAUGCAUAUUACACCUCAGCUCUCAGUGCUCUAGCUGUACUUUGCAGUCUCUACUCGUUUCUUUUCUGGUACUUUCUGCCAAAAUGUUACAUUAUUCUUUUGCAACCAGAGAGAAACACUCAGCAGUACUUCCUGAGUCUUAUUCAGAAUUACACAGAGACGUCUAGCUUUUAGCUCUCAGAUUAUGUAUGCUUUGAGCUGGUUCAGGCCCCCAGCACUUUGAAUUGUCUGAAAAAGUGCUAUAUACUGUUAUGCCAUAACAUACCGUGAUAAUUGGAUCCUGAACAGUAAGGAAGAGGUGACAAAAAGAAUUCUGUCCUGCUGCAAACAAGAGAGGGAGUCACCUGGGACUGCCCUUCUUGGCAGGUGGUCAGCUGUGACCACCUCCUUACAGAUAAAAGCCACAGGCCCUCUGCUUCAGUCUCUUCUCCUGACUCCAAGCUUACAUCGUGACUGCAACCAGGGUCAGAGUCUGCCUGGAGGACCAGGCCUCCAACCCAGACCACGCCAUUAGCCACAUGCUGCUGCAAGGCUAACGCUAGCCUGCCAAGAGCCAAGCGCUAGCCCGCU